AUGGCUGAGCCGCCGAGCACCAUCACCACCGUCAACGGGCGCCGGUGCACCCGCGUCCGCCGCACCACCACCCUGCUGGCUGGAAAUACCUCAUCGACCUCUCCCGCCACUUCCACCGCCGCCGCGCCAGGUACGCAAACCACCGCGGCGCCAGCGACGACGGUUCCUCCGCUGUCGUCGACCGAGGCCGCUUCUCCUGUCCCAGCUCCCUCGUCAUCUGCACCGACCCAGCCGGAGGCAUCUCAGGGUCUCUCGUCUGAGCCUGCCACGUCUGCGCCUGCCCAGUCUUCGCUCGUUUCUGCAGGGCCUUCGCAGCCCUCUUCAAUCAGUUCGCCGUCGACAAUAUUUGCUGUAGUUACGACGGCGACUGGAUCAGUUGCCUUCACUUCUUCUUCUUCUGAUGCCUCUUCCUCGUUUGCAAGUUCUACUGUUUUGAACACACUUCCUUCUAGCAUUAUACCCGUCACAACCACCGCACAGAGCGGAAGUUCUGACACUUUGACUGCAGUUGUCUCAGUCGUCUCUGCAUCUACUUUUAUUGUUUCGCAACCGACUACAGCUUCCGACUCUACUUCUUCUCUGACCGGCGGAACCGAAGGUUCCGGGUUCGAAGGCUCUGGCACCUCGUCACAUGAUGAUCACUCGUCCGGCCAUCACAGCAAUCAUGGUCUCUCCCCAGGUGCUAUCGCUGGUAUUGUCCUUGGCGUCGUUUUUGGCAUCGCCGCUAUUGUUGCUCUGAUUCUAUUCUGUCUCAAGAGGAGAAAAGAGAGAAGAGAGGGGCUAGAUGAGAAGAGUGCAGGACAAGGGGGGUUGGCUGGACCUCCGCCUCGCUCAGGGCUCGCCGCCAAAUGGGCCGCCCUUACGGCAGGACUUGCCGCCAAGGCGGGACUUAAGCCGUCUGGUACUGACGGCAUGGCUAGACGGGCUCCGGAAUCGCCUGCGUUUGAACCGGUCGCACGGUCUUCGUACAGCUCUGCAGGCUCUGCAGGCUCGACGCGCCAUCUGCGCUCCACGAGCGCCCCAGCGCAACCACCCGCCGGUCGCUUUGCAGCGUUCAAGCAGAAGUUCCAAAAGCCACAAACGUUCGUCCCGGAACGAAGGGGCCGAGCAGUGUCUACUGACAGUAUCCCAUCAUUCUAUUCUCCGACUCCUCCUCAACUAGAGGACCUCCCUGAGUCUCUCAACCCCUUCAGAGAUCCGGUGCCUUCAUCAUACCGCGUCACCAACCCCGACAGAGCAAGUCUUUCUCCCAAGGUUCAAACACCACAGUCAGCACUACUCGGCGGUAACCUAAACGACAUACGAAGCCCCCUGACACCAGGCAUGGCGAACUGGCGCGAGCCAACACCACAGUUUGGCUUCCCAGCAAGUAUCGAACCGCAAAACCCGUUCCUGGAUCCUCGGGAGACCCAAAAGCGGAUUUCUGCCAGCACCAUCUCUGUUGCCCGGAGGAAUAGUAUGGGCCUUCCGCCUAUAGCCCGAGUUGCCUCUCACGCCCGCAGCCAAAGCGGUAACCCAAGAGCUCUGUCACAGGCUCGCUCAUCAUGGUACUCCGAAGAUUCGGGAUAUGUUUCACCAUCCCACCCUUCAGCGCACGUCCUACCCCUUCGUCCUCCCAGGAGCAAUCCAUUCGCCGACAGAUUCGGCAAGCAUCUAUAUCCUUCCAGCUUCCCGGAAUGCCAGCGUGGAUUCUGGAAGGGGUCCGCCGCCAGGACCCAUUCCGCUGCCAAGUGCCCGCAGUUCCUCACUCAUGGUACAGUCCCAAGAGCCUCUGGCAACAACUUCAACCGCUCGCUCUUCUUGGCUCAGUCCACAUGGCAGCCCGGCAAUCUCGUAUGGCUCAAGUGGACGCAGCAGUCCGGCCAGUGGUCGCAGUGGCAAACGGAGAACCACAGCGAGCCGCGCAACACGAGGCAAAAGUGA
This is a messenger RNA of Lasiodiplodia theobromae, 1923 nucleotides long. RefSeq names its product WSC domain containing protein. The record is from RefSeq and is a predicted model, not a curated record. The transcript is spliced from 3 exons. The coding region runs from base 1 to 1923 and encodes 640 amino acids. Lineage: Eukaryota; Fungi; Ascomycota; Dothideomycetes; Botryosphaeriales; Botryosphaeriaceae.